Symbiodinium sp. CCMP2456 is the source of this 224-nucleotide messenger RNA. NCBI's taxonomy places the organism in Eukaryota, Dinophyceae, Suessiales, Symbiodiniaceae. The record is from the annotation of a GenBank genome assembly.
UUCCGCUAUGAAGAGAUUGCACUGCUGGACGAUGUGGCAAAGUUCCUACGACCAGCUGUUCUCGAAGUGCAGUCGGCGGAGGAGAUCGAAAGGUUGAAGGCGGCAAACACCACGGCAGUCGGCUUCUUCCAGUCUCAGGACGAGAAGGAGUAUCGGACGUUCAAGAGCGUUGCCAAUCUGAUGCGAGGUGAGCUCGUCUUCGCGGCGCAGUUCGGAGAGCGGAG